AUGAAAGUCGGACCCGGUGGCGCGUCAAGUGGCGCCAUCCGUGGGACCUCGCUGCAAAUGGCCGGCGUAAACACACCAAUAGCUAAUGCGAGUACGGUUACGAGAAUACAGAACCUCAAAUGUUUUGGAGAAACACCACAAGUUACUAUUGUGGUAAGACACCAAAACGUGACAACAGGGGGUGUAGUUGAAGAAGGAAGGACGAGUCAACAAUCUAAAAUGGUGGAAGAAUGGGAGAUAGAUAAGUUAGAAGCAUUUAAAACCUUCAAAGAUAUGAAUAACAUGAGAAUGUUACAGAAAGAAAAGCAACCCUACAAAGAAAAGGAGUGGGAUCAGGUUUAUGUUCACACAGAUCAAACGAAGGACUCAAACGAAGAAGAAGAUGAAGUAAUGGAACGUGAGAAAAGGAGAAGAGAUCUGGCCAUGCAAAAUUCAGAAAAGACACUAAAAAGGACCAAGGAAAACCCUUGGAAGUGGUAG
Messenger RNA from Lactuca virosa, 480 nucleotides. NCBI's taxonomy places the organism in Eukaryota, Viridiplantae, Streptophyta, Magnoliopsida, Asterales, Asteraceae. The record is from the annotation of a GenBank genome assembly.